GAUGGACGCGGCGUCGCGCUGCGCGCGUGCCGCGAUGAUCUCGGCCUGGGCCUCCUGGUUCGCCUCUGCGCGGGCGGCCAUGGCGCACAGCAUCCGCAGCGUUCCCAGGACGUGCCGGGGGCCGCCGACGUGGCGGCGGCGGCGGCCGCCGCGACGCCACCCGACGCCGGGGGCCGCGCGCCGGCCGCGGCCACCGCAGAGGGCCCCGCCCGUGCGCUGGCGGACCAGCUUGUGGACGACGUCGGGGAGGCCGACGAGGAGGCCCUGGGGCUGCUCGACGCAGCCCAGGGGCUCGGGCUGGGCGGCUGA
Molecule: messenger RNA, 309 nt
Organism: Prorocentrum cordatum
Lineage: Eukaryota; Dinophyceae; Prorocentrales; Prorocentraceae
Source: the annotation of a GenBank genome assembly